AUGUCCUCUUGCAACAACUCCAUUCCUCCACCCUUGAUAUUCAUUCUGGCUGGAAUUCCUGGCAUGGAGUCUUCGUAUGGCUGGUUCUCUUUGCCUUUUUUCUUGAUAUUUGUUAUUACAGUCAUAGGCAAUGUCACCAUUUUAAUUAUCAUUCAGUUGGAAAAGAGUCUUCACGAGCCCAUGUUUCUCCUCCUGGCCAUGCUGUCAGUUGUUGACCUGUGCCUGGUCAGUGUCACAGUUCCUCGCAUGCUGGGAAUCUUCUGGAUGAAUGCCAAAGAAAUCAGUUUUGAUGCCUGCCUCACACAGAUGUUUUUCAUCCCUUCCUUUUAUGUCAUGGAGUCUGGGAUCCUGCUGUCCAUGGCUUUGGACAGAUUUGUGGCUAUCUGGUACCCUCUGAGGUACACAACCAUCCUUAAUAACAGCAUGCUUGUGAGAAUGGCACUAGCUAUCCUGGCAAGGGCAGUGGCAGUGCUGACCCCAGCACCAAUUCUGGCAAAAAGACUGGAAAGCUUCCAAACCCAUAUCAUUUCAUAUUCCUACUGUGCUUACAUGGCUGUGUUGAUGAUAGCCUGUGGAGACAUCUCUGGCCACAUUGUCUAUGGGCUCAUGGUUAUUGUGGCAUCUGUGGGAUUCGAUUUAUUUUUCAUUAUUCUGUCAUAUGGAUUUAUCCUUCAAGCUGUCUUUCACAUACCAUCUUGGGAAGCUCGUGGCAAGGCUCUCAGCACAUGUGGCUCUCAUCUUUGUGUCAUUUGUCUGUUUUAUUCUCCUGUUGUCUUUUCUGUCCUGGCUCAAAUUUUAGGCUACCAAAUUGCUCCCCAUCUACAGAUCAUCAUUGACAAUCUGUACUUUCUGGUACCUCCCAUGGUCAAUCCCUUGAUUUAUGGGGCAAGGACCAAACAAAUACGUGAGUGGGUUUUGCGAAUUUUCCACUGUCAAAAAGACUGA
Castor canadensis (American beaver) is the source of this 945-nucleotide messenger RNA. RefSeq names its product olfactory receptor 52K1-like. Gene Ontology annotation, molecular function: olfactory receptor activity; G protein-coupled receptor activity. Gene Ontology annotation, biological process: G protein-coupled receptor signaling pathway. Gene Ontology annotation, cellular component: plasma membrane. The record is from RefSeq and is a predicted model, not a curated record. Lineage: Eukaryota; Metazoa; Chordata; Mammalia; Rodentia; Castoridae.